Messenger RNA from Equus quagga, 4121 nucleotides. It is a transcript of the gene MTMR12, whose product is annotated as myotubularin related protein 12. Lineage: Eukaryota; Metazoa; Chordata; Mammalia; Perissodactyla; Equidae. The record is from RefSeq and is a predicted model, not a curated record. Bases 104 to 2347 code for a protein of 747 amino acids. The transcript is spliced from 16 exons.
GGAUGGGCGGAGCCCCAGCCGCCAGUGCUGGUGGCCGCCGCCGCUGCCGGAGCCCGAGCGGCCGCCUCUGCUCCCGCGCGUCGCUGCUUCCCAGGGCGGCGGUAUGCUGGGGAAAGGGGUAGUCGGCGGUGGCGGCGGCACCAAGGCGCCCAAGCCCUCCUUCGUGUCGUACGUGCGCCCCGAGGAAAUUCACACAAAUGAAAAGGAAGUAACAGAGAAGGAAGUAACUCUUCACUUGUUGCCAGGUGAACAGCUGCUUUGUGAAGCCAGCACAGUACUAAAGUAUGUCCAGGAAGAUUCCUGUCAGCGUGGCAUCUAUGGGAAACUUGUCUGCACAGACUUCAAGAUUGCUUUCUUGGGUGAUGACGAAUCUGCUUUGGAUAAUGAUGAAACCCAGUUUAAGAAUAAGGUUAUAGGAGAAAACGACAUUACACUCCACUGUGUUGAUCAGAUUUAUGGAGUGUUUGAUGAGAAAAAAAAAACUCUAUUUGGACAACUGAAGAAAUACCCUGAGAAACUCAUCAUCCACUGCAAGGACCUCCGGGUAUUCCACUUUUGUCUGAGGUACACAAAAGAAGAGGAAGUCAAAAGGAUUGUGAGUGGCAUCAUUCAUCACACCCAGGCCCCUAAACUGCUGAAACGACUGUUCCUGUUUUCCUAUGCAGCCGCAGCACGGAACAGCACGGCCACCGAUCCCAAGAACCACACCGUGAUGUUUGAAACACUUCAGGACUGGUGCUGGGAACUGGAGCGGACCAAGGGCAACAUGAAGUACAAGGCAGUGAGGGUCAAUGAAGGCUAUCGAGUCAGUGAAAGGUUGCCAGAAUACUUUGUUGUCCCCACCCCUCUUCCUGAAGAGGAUGUGCCACGCUUUCAGGGUCACGGCAUACCAAUGUGGUGUUGGUCCUGCCACAAUGGAUGUGCCCUUUUGAAAAUGUCAGCUCUGCCCAAAGAACAGGAUGACGCCGUUUUACAAGUCCAGAAGAGCUUCUUGGAUGGAGUUUACAAGACCAUCCACAGGCCACCCUAUGAAAUUGUUAAAACUGAAGACCUAUCAAGCAGCUUCCUGUCCCUGCAGGACAUCCAGACCGCACACUCUAAAUUCAAGCAGCUCUUUCUGAUAGAUAAUAGUACCGAGUUUUGGGACACAGAUAUAAAAUGGUUUUCCCUGUUGGAAAGUAGCAGCUGGCUUGACAUAAUCAGACGUUGCCUGAAAAAAGCAAUAGAGAUUACAGAAUGUCUAGAAGCACAAAACAUGAACGUUCUUCUUUUAGAGGAGAACGCUUCUGACCUCUGCUGCCUCAUUUCCUCUCUGGUGCAAGUGAUGAUGGACCCGCACUGUAGAACCAGGGUUGGUUUCCAGAGCCUCGUCCAAAAGGAGUGGAUCAUGGGCGGGCACUGUUUCCUGGAUCGCUGCAACCAUCUCCGUCAGAGUGACAAGGAGGAGGUUCCUGUGUUCCUGCUUUUCUUAGAUUGUGUCUGGCAGCUGGUGCACCAGCAUCCCCCGGCAUUUGAAUUCACGGAGACUUACCUGACUGUUUUGUCAGAUAGCCUUUACAUACCUAUUUUUAGCACCUUCUUCUUCAAUUCGCCUCAUCAAAAAGAUACUAACAUGGGUAGGGAAAGCCAGGAUACACAAGGCAAGCCUUUGAAUCUGCUCACCGUGUGGGAUUGGUCUGUGCAGUUUGAGCCGAAAGCCCAGACGUUGCUCAAAAACCCUCUUUAUGUGGAAAAGCCGAAACUGGACAAAGGCCAGCGGAAAGGAAUGCGGUUCAAACAUCAACGACAGCUUUCCUUGCCACUCACCCAGUCUAAAUCAUCUCCCAAAAGAGGAUUUUUCAGGGAAGAAACAGAUCACUUAAUUAAAAACCUUCUGGGCAAGAGAAUUAGCAAACUAAUUAAUUCUUCUGAUGAGCUGCAAGACAACUUUCGAGAGUUCUAUGACAGCUGGCAUAGCAAGCCCACUGACUACCACGGCCUGCUGUUGCCUCACAUCGAGGGGCCGGAGAUCAAAGUCUGGGCCCAGCGCUACCUGCGUUGGAUUCCAGAAGCCCAAAUCCUGGGCGGUGGCAGAGUGGCCACCAUGAGCAAACUCUUGGAAAUGAUGGAGGAAGUACAGAGUUUACAAGAGAAAAUCGACGAGAGACACCACGGCCAGGUGGCCCUCCAGGCGGAGGCCUCCUCCCUGCUGCGGGCCUCUGCCCGGCUGUCCUCUCUGUUCCCUUUCGCUCUGCUUCAGCGACAUUCCUCCAAGCCGGUCUUGCCCACCAGCGGCUGGAAAGCUCUGGGAGAUGAAGAAGAUUUGGCCAGACGCGAAGAUGAGUCUGUGGAUGUAGGGGAUUUGUGACUCGUCUGUUCAGUGGUUGUGAAAGAGGAGUGCUGAGGCCUGGGGCAGUAGUCAAACGCAUCUGGUGUCUGGAUUGGUGUGUCGGCUGAAGCACACUGCUGGGAGGGAGGGCCCGCCUCCAGUGCUCCACUGAGCGAGACUGGGCCUUUGGGAAAAGAGCUGGUUCUCAUUUUUUUUUUGUGGUCCUGAAAGACUAUGCAAUUAAAAUCAUAUCUCUAGUAUUAUUAAUUGAAAGUAACUACUACUUGACCCAUAAUCGAAUGGUGGCCAUUGUCUGAUGCGUGCGUAUCAUACAGAACCCGCAGUCGCCUGUUUACUACUAGAAAGGGCUUUGGUAAGAUGUUCUUGGACUUGAUACUUUCUUCAGAGCUUUUCUCUGCCAAGAUAAUUUAUCCAAUCAUGGGGAGUAGUGUCUCUCUAACCCAUCUGAGUUUGGAGCGAGUUGUGCUUUAUGUGACGUGUGCAUGGUGAAUUGAAAGAUUCAAAUAGAGGUAUUAAGAUGUAUGGAAUUCAUUUAAACAAACCAUAGAAUUUUUCCUUUCUACGUCCUCUUCCCCAUAAAAGGCUGGGGAAAUUCCACCCAGGUCACCCAUCCUGCCGUUUCAGACCAUCCUCCCUCCUGCGUAGACUGUGUCACUUUUCGGAGUGGAUGCGUUAGCCAACCCCACCGCUCUUUGGCGUGUGCUGACAGCUCCAGGUCUUUCUCUGGCCUGCUCCUUACCCCUGGCCGCCAUCCCUCUGCUCCCCAUCUUGGUGCACAUAGUCCCAGGAUCCUGCUACUAAACCUGUUGGUUGAACUGGGGGAAUCUCUGGUUUGCCCAGACCAGCUUCUGUUCUCUCGGAGGCUCGCAGUGUUUGAAAGCAAUUGCUGUGCCUUUUUCUAACAGCGUGCCGAGGCUUCAGAGCAUUUGUGACCACGGUCCUCUGCAGCAGCCCCUCACAUGGUUUCCUCGAAUUCUCUGUUACCCUCCAGACUGAUGAGUAGGGUCACUUUUGAACGUGGCUUCGUAGGGAAGCAGUUAAGCGUAAAUGUCAGAAGUGACAGUUAUCACAUAGUACCUCAGCGAUUUAAAAAGCCAUAGAAGAAACUUGACUAUGCCUGGUGACCUUCUUGGAUCUGCUGUCUAGAUGAUAUCUAUUUUUAAAUGCGGGAAAGUACACUUUGUAAGGACCAGUUUUUUCAUUCUUAGUGGAACCUUGUUAAAUCUCGCAAAAGGAAGGGAAAAAAAAUCUCACGUUAGAAUGUUUCCUAUGGAAUGUUUGCCUUUUAUAUCUCCCUUUCUUCUCCGUAUAGAUCCCAAUUUGAAUAUAACAUGUUUAGAAAAACUUUCAGUUGCUCAAGGGCAAGAAGAAAUUUUGAAACUGUUAACAAAGAAGUUUCUCAGUUUGCACUGAAUCAUCUUUUGUACGUACAAGAAAUUGCUUUGCUCUUCUCCGCGCUCCAUGUCACACAGGAGCUGGGUUGGUCUGUCAAGAUGACAGAGGCUGCGGCGGGGCCAGGAUCCUGCACUGGGCCAGCCCGUGUCCGGUCUCAAUUGCCUUAAGAGUCUCAGCAGUGAGGUCAGUGUUAGGCUUGCGGUAGGGAAUUUCGGAGUACACUAGUUCACUAGCUACCUUCACGUACAUUCUGUGGGCCUUCUUAAACUAGCACUAACCUCCACUCACUUCUCCACCCCGUUGCCUCCCCAAUACACUAUGGAGCUGACUAUUUUUGUUACCGUAUUAUAACGUGAAUAUUUAUACAGUAGCCUCUUCAGUCUUAGGAUCUUAGUAA